Messenger RNA from Raphanus sativus (radish), 2484 nucleotides. Its product is annotated as nuclear pore complex protein NUP85-like. The transcript is spliced from 18 exons. NCBI's taxonomy places the organism in Eukaryota, Viridiplantae, Streptophyta, Magnoliopsida, Brassicales, Brassicaceae. Gene Ontology annotation, cellular component: nuclear pore outer ring. Gene Ontology annotation, biological process: mRNA export from nucleus; positive regulation of DNA-templated transcription; protein import into nucleus. The record is from RefSeq and is a predicted model, not a curated record. Gene Ontology annotation, molecular function: structural constituent of nuclear pore. Bases 119 to 2335 code for a protein of 738 amino acids.
AUAGAUAACGACACGGUGCGUUUUGGUGUCGACUCUAUUAUUCUGGCUACUGCUGGAGCCACACCUCACUCUCCUCAAAACCCCCGAUCAAAACCCUAACGGCCACCGGAGCUCCGAAAUGCCGGGUAUGAAUUCCGAUUCCGGCAACGGUGGAGAACUAGUUCCGUUUUCGACUAAGGAGAAAUCACCGGCGGUGUAUCCUCUUCGCUACGGCCUCAAGUCUCGGGUUCACAGGCUCUCCAUCUCCUGGGGGUGCGGGAACAACCUACGCGUCACGGUUCUACGUAACCCGGAGUCACUCGACGACGAAGAAGCUGGCGGUGAGGUGGUUAACGUGAGGCUCAGCGGCGGCGAGGACGGCGAGAUCGGCGACGCGCAGUGGCGGAGGAUCGCUUACGGAUCCGUCUCUCCGUUUGCGCUUUUGCAGAGCAGGAGGAACUCGAUUUCGAGCUUGUUUAAGAUGGAUACGAGUCCUUCGCUGUACCAGACUUCGUGGUGGGAGUACGUAAUGGAGUACAGCAGGGAGAUUAAAUCUCUCCUUAGUGAUUCAGUGUCUUCCCCUGCUCCUUUGAUUGAAGACCCUAAAUCAGUUAUACAGAGUGCUGAGGAACCGACUUCUUUAAAGGCUGCGUGGGAGUUGAUGGAAAUGUUUUAUGCUGACAAGACGUGUCUGUCUUGGUUGCCAGAACGGCUUGUUGAUUGGCUAUCUGAUUAUGAUGUACUCCUUUCAAGCUCACAUCCAACUAUCUACUCAAAACUCGAGGAUUUCCAAAUGGAACUUGUUGGCCUACAGGCUAUCGAGGAUGAUCCAAGAUACUGGGAAGUGAUGUCAUCUGCUUUAUCAGUUGGUUGGCUAGAAAUAGUGGUGAAGUUGUUAUACUUACAUGGUUCUUAUCAACUAGACCAGCUAGGAAAUCGUGAGACAGAAAAUGGACUUGUAGAAGCUGUCGCUGUUCUCAUUUCAAAAAUGCCACGGAUGCGUCCAAAACUAGAAGCUGGGAUAUUUGGUGAAUGCUUUGCAGCGAAGCCUGAUUUUAUGAAGACACGAGAGAGAUGGCAGUCUCAGAUAACUAAACUAGAGUGCAGUGCCUUCUGGGUUCAAUGUGCUCACCAUCAGACCCGCGAGGGCUUGAGAAAUAUGUUGAAGAUCAUGAUGGGAAAUGCCGAUUGCCUCUCAGCUGCGACAUCUAACUGGAUGGAGCUUUUUGUUUCUCAUUUUAUCUAUCUCAGGCCAUUCACGAAGGGACUAGAAGGCAUGCAUAAUCUUGCUCAGAAAUGUGUUCAGUCAAAGCCAACUAACACUUCCCAUAAGCUUCUGAGACUGCUUAUUGGAAUUCUUGGAGAUAAUACUGAGGUUGUGCUGGCAGUGUGUUCCAAAGAGUUUGGCUCCUGGAUGGUUGCACAUGCCAUGGAGUUAUUGACAGCUGGAAGCGAAGAAGGAGAAUUUCUUGUACAUGAGGAGCAGCGAAACUUGGGUGGAAUCAACAUGGAAGAGCUCCAUAGACUUGUUUAUGCUCAAGUUCUUUCUACACAUGCUUUGACUUGGCAGAUAGCUCCUGUUUAUCUAUCAUCCUGCGUGAAACAGGGAUUAGGCUUAUUAGAAUUGUUGUUCUAUAGGCAGCCAGUUCAAGAGAAUCAGUUGCUUAUUAAGAGCCUAGAGAUUUGCCGUCUAUAUGAACUUAGUUAUGUCAGCGCUAAACUUAUGAAGAUCUCUGGAGUGCAUCACUGGAAACAUGGGAGAAAAGGAUCUGGGAUUUUUUGGCUUCAGCAAGCCCGGGAUGAGCACUGUCUCAAAGUGAUUUCUCAACAGCUGUUUGAUUCUGUUGGAAAGUCAUUGUCUGAUGAAAGUCUCAAGGUAUAUAUUCUCCACACCAUACUCGAAACAUAUUUCAUUAAGUCAUUGUCUGAUGAAAGUCUCAAGCAAUGGGAAGGCCUGGUCGAACUUCUGGGUUCCGACUCGCAGAUCUCUGGUGGUCUUGAUUUUCUUCACAAGUAUAGAGAUUUCAAGAGAUCAUUGAAGCUAGUCCAUGAUGGAAAAGCUAUAGAUGCGGCUCACGAGGCUGUGGAGAGACUUGUAUCGCUUAUGAAGAGCCCCUCUACUCCUCAACGCUUCUGGCUUCCUCUUCUGCAUGAUUCAUUGAAGCUGUUGAAUUGGCCAGAGCGUUCUCUGUUGAAUGUAGCACAGACAAACCUGAUGUUGAACAAACUACAGGAAGCAUCAAUGGCAAGGAUAAGACCAGGCUUCAUAGAAUCUGACUUGUCUGCUCAAGCUGUUGGAUCUGUGAGACUUGCUCUAGCAACCAAUCUGGGACGUGCUUUUUUGGAGGAAUGUUAGAGCAUCAUUAUCCUAAAACUCCAUUUAGGGGUUCUUAUUUUUAUUAAUACUUUUAAUUAGUAAAAAUGAAUUAAGAGACAAGAAUAAGAAACCCAUACAUUUAUGUGAUCCAAUGCAAGUAUCUUAUUAAAGGUUCUUUAAAAAAUAUU